GUUUUAAUACCUUUUAUCUAUCAGUUUAGAAAAAGUUUAGAAUACAAAGCUUUACAUGAUAAGUUUAAAAUUUAGUAUUUUAUCUUUAUACAUUUUUUUAAUACAGAUGAUAAGAAAUUUCGUAUAUAUACAUUUGAUUUGCAAAUAUUCACAUUUUUUUAAAAUAGUAUCUUUAAUAUUAUUAAUUGUAAUAAAAUUUUAUAAAAAAUAUGUUAAAAUAACUAUAUAAAAAAAAAUUAAUAUAUAUUUGAUACAAAAUAAUAUUUUGAUACAAUACAAAAUUUGAUUUGUUACAUACUAUCUAUAUAUUAUACUAGAUUACUAUAUACUAUUUACUAUAUAAUAGAUUAUAAUUCAGCCAAUAAAAAUUUCUUCAAACUUAACAAUAUUUACAAUAUUUUUUGCUUUUUACCUUUAUUUAUUUUUCAUUUUUUUACUUUUGCUAAAAUCUUUGCUAAAAUCACGAAAAGUUCCAAACGUUGAUUUGUAAGAAAUUUGAUCAUCGCCUUGACCGUCAGAUGGCAUCUCAAUCGCUCAUCCAUCACGAAUAUAGAAGAAGAGUAGGAGUGAGAACAUGGCGUCAAUGUGCGCGCGCGCGCGCGAGUGUGUGUACGAUAGGGUGAAUGUCACUUUGUGGCCACUUGCUUCCUUAUCAUUCGACAAAGAACGCUUAUUAUUCUUGGUGAUUUUAUUAUUAGCCGCGUCUCGUGCUGAGUUAAUAACAUAGCGUUAUAGUGUAGUGAAGACUGGCUUCUACGUCUUCUAUUCUGACAUGCGGCUCACGAUCGCCAAUCGUCUUUUUGAGGUUAGCUCAUGAGCGUGCGGCUUCGCGCCGCGGUAUUGUCUUACGAAAACGUUCGUGUUAAUUAUCCACAUGUCUCAAUUUCUAAGUUAUUCUUUUUGAUCGUGUAACAAAAUUUUUGAAAUUCAAUGCGCUACUAUAAAAUAUCUCAUGCUAAGAAAAUACAAAUUAUAAAUUUGCUUUUCUGUGAAUUAAAACAAAAGAAGUCAGAAUGAAGAAAUAUCUGGCUCAAGAUCAACAAGAAAAGGUAAAUGAGUUAGAAGUGAACAAUGAUGCUAAAGACAUUCAAGAGAAGAUGAAGAAGGUGGAAGUGAAGUCUUCAUCGUCUGUUAGUUCUUUGGCGAAGAAUGCUGUACUGUUACCUAGUGGAAUUGCUCGAGUAAAGCAAUUUCAGGAAGCGAGAGCAGUUAGUCAAACGAGACCAUCGUCAUCAGGCUCGGCUACUGGCAAUCCCCGAAAUAAAACCGCGCUAGCACCCGGCCACAGUUUGAUGGACUGGAUCCGAUUGGGCAAUUCUGGAGUCGAUCUAACCGGCGUUGGUGGUGUUCCACGGAUCGUAACAUUAUCCGAGUUGGCCAGUCAUAAUAAGCAAAACGAUGCUUGGAUCGCGAUUCGAGGAAUCGUGUUCAACGUGACACGUUACAUGGAUUUCCACCCAGGAGGGAUAAGCGAGUUGAUGAGAGGGGUCGGCAAAGACGCGACCAAACUGUUCGAAAGCGUGCACGCUUGGGUCAACUAUCAGAGCAUCCUUCAGAAAUGCGUGGUGGGAAGGCUGAGCCGUGGCUCGAUGACCGGUUCCUCCUCGUCCUCGAUGGAAAACCCUGUCUCGGCCACCACCAAUUGUUCAUCGACGGCGCAGAACCUGAUAACAACAAGUUGCACGACUCAUAGUACCAGUCAAGAAAACGUGUCAGACGGUGAUUUUUCGAAUAUAAAAAUGGAUUGGAGGCAGACAUCCAACACGAUCACGUUAUUUUAUCAAACUGUUCGAGAUUAUCCUGGUGUGAGCUAUCAAUUAAAUAGGAUAAGCGACUCGAAGUUGAUAUUCAAAUUAUUCUUCGAGAAGGACAUAAUAACGCAUCAGCUGGAACUGACAGCGGAAAUAAAAUGGCCGCCGAUGUGCAGCAGAAAUUUCGACACGAUGGAGGUCGAUUUUACAUUUACGAAGCAGAAGAAAGAGAUAUGGAAAUCUCAAGGUAGUCAAACGAUAUCCAGGGAGACAAAUACGAAUAGUCGAAUUUACAAAGAAUACGAAGUUGUUACGAAUAAAUCCCUUUCCAAAUUAGUUCACCUAUUAGUCGUUCGAGCGAAAAACUUUUUGCAAGUGGUGCCCAUUGGCAGGCACGUAGAAGCCAAGAUGAACGUCAUGGGGAUGGAAGUAUCACGAUCGUACACGCCUGUCCCACCGUGCCUUCACCCUGACGACAUAGCGCCGAAUUACAAAUCCGAUUGUCUGUGUUUAAUGAUCAAAAGAUACCCCCAAGGUGCUCUCAGUCCGUCCAUAACCGCUCUUCAGAUUGGCCAAACCUUCCUCUUGAGCAAUGCUUUAGGUGCCUUUGUAAUAGAAUCCUUCGAUCGUUAUUCUGUCAUUCACAUGCUCGCGGGUGGCACCGGUUUGACAGCGAUGCUUGGCAUCAUUCAACGAGCUUUGGCCAGACGCAGCGUGAAGACUAUAAAUUUACUUAACUUCAAUAAAAAUGAAGAUAGCAUGUUUUACGUGGCGGAGUUAGAAAAGGCUAGUGCAGAUAAAAAAUUAAAAGUCACACAUAUCCUUUCGCAAGCCGAAAGCACAUGGGCGGGUAGACGUGGCACGAUAUCCGAUGAUUUAUUAAAGGAGUUAGUCGCAGAAACUUCCCCUGACGCGUGUGUUUUUAUCUGUGGACCUCCAGGAUUCAUACAAUCCGCGAAAAAAUCUCUUCAAAAACUUGACUGGAAACCCUAUCAAAUGUACGAAUUUGACGAUUAAGUGCACUCGUCGAGAAUAUAUAUAUAUAUAUAUAUAUAUAUCUCUUUUGAUACCAAAUAUCGAACGUACGAUGAUGGAAACAUUGGUAGCUGAGUAUUUCUUUGAGAAAAAUAAUUACGUAUCAUGUUGUCGAAUUUUUAAAAAGAAUCUUUUGGAUACUUUUACUCCUAUUUCCGCCCACAGUAUCGUGCAUGUGAAUUCAUUAGAAAUGAAUUUCGAAUAUAUUAAAUAUUUUGAAAAGUGAGCAAAUUUUAUUUCAAGAAUUAUUAUAUAUUUUAUGUAUUAUAUAUUUAAUAUGAAUAUAUAUAAAUAAAUUUUAACAAAAUAAAAUUUUAUUAAAAUUUACAUAUCGAAAAUUUAUCAAAAGAAAUUCAUGUUUCUUUUUCUUUUAUAGAACUGGAUGUCUUCCUUUUGCGUAAUUUUUUCGAUUUAAUUUCGUCAAAUCACAAGAUUGUGUACGAAAUGUGUACGAAAGACAAAUUUUUAUUUAAUGCAAAUGCUCACUCUUUGUAUUAUAUCUACAAAAUUCGAAAAAAAAAGAAAAAUAUGAGAAAAAUAAAUAAGAAAAAAAAUAGGAGUAAGGGUCACAGAUGAAAGUCUUUGGAUUCUAUGGGACGAAUUGUGCGUAUAAGCGUCCAUGAAUGUACUUUCUAUAUGAAAACAAAUUAUUUUUACAAAUGUCUUUUAAUCUAUCAUCCAGAGAAUUGUAUUUUGAACGAUUUAUCCAGAAAUAUUCACAAAUAUCUUCGGACGCAAACCAAUUCGAAACGAUCAUGGUGCUAUUUUUUAAUCCUUUCGUGCUCGAUUUUGCAUAUAAGAUAUAUUCACAUACUUGAUACUUUAAUAGUGGAACUAUCAAAUCUAUUAAAAAAUAAAAAUAUAAUUAUAUAUAUAUAAAGAAACAGAAAAAAAAAUUAGAUCAUGAAAUGGUUAUAUAGAAAUAAAUAUAUAUUUCUUAACAUAUUCGAGAAAAUUUAUCUUUAUUCAUUCUUUACGAAAAAGGUAAAGGUUAAAGAUAUUUAAUUUCUAUGUAAAAAAUUAGAAUGAUAAUUAAAAAAAACUCCUUUCCUUUCGAAAUAAAUUGUGUGCCAAACAGAGGCCUUAGAACUCUGAAUGAACUCAUAUAACCAAUAAUAUGGCCUAAUCAUGUCAAGUGUUAUUAGUCAUUUAUUAGAUCUUAAUUGAUUUAAAAUUUAUAGAUGGAAAAAUCAAUAAUAAUCGAUUAAAUUUUUAAUUUGAAUACAACACAACACAAAUAAUACUGUUCAAUACUUUUAACUGAAUCUAUCUAGUUUCUAUAAUUAAAUAACUUUAUAAAAUAAUUUCUAAGUUUCGAUCUUAAAAAUAAAAAUUAAAAAAAAAUAUUUAAAUUCUCAGGUGUGUGUCCAGGUGAAUUUAAGACCUAACAAAUGGCUAAGAUCUAAUUAGAAUUAGAAAUAUUUUAAAAUUAACCUCGUAGCACAAGUGUCAGAAUUGUAAUUCUUCGAUCCUACCUGUAAUGCUACGAGAAUUAAAAUAUGUAUGAAACGAUAGACGAGAAGUCCUUGAAGAAUUUUUAUCGAUGAAGUUUCGUCAGAUUUGACCAUGUAAAAUAAAAAUUGAUCGUGUUAGAAAGAGAAAAGUACUUAUAUAUUUCAAUGUUGGAAAGCGAUGCGAAUAAUUUUUAUUCAAGCAUAUUCGAGUACGGACCACUUUCUGCAUUUACGUACAUGUUAAAUACGCCUAUAUGUAUGUAUAUGUGUGUACAUAGUUGUUACCAGAAAUAAAUGAAUAUUUGAUGGCUAUUUGUCACUCU
This is a messenger RNA of Apis cerana (Asiatic honeybee), 4563 nucleotides long. Its product is annotated as cytochrome b5 reductase 4. Gene Ontology annotation, biological process: superoxide metabolic process. Gene Ontology annotation, cellular component: endoplasmic reticulum; cytoplasm. Lineage: Eukaryota; Metazoa; Arthropoda; Insecta; Hymenoptera; Apidae. Gene Ontology annotation, molecular function: heme binding; cytochrome-b5 reductase activity, acting on NAD(P)H. The record is from RefSeq and is a predicted model, not a curated record.